AUGCCUAUUAGAACUAUUAUUCAAUUACAAAUAAAAAAUCAGCUAGUAGGAGAACCCGUUGAAGUUGAAUUGGAUGAUGAUGGCGCCUUGCUUAUUUCUGCUUUGCAGUCCGCAUUGCCUGGUGCGUCAGGCCUAUAUUUUAAUGAAAACUGCAAGUCGUCCGUCAAAUUUGAUGGUAAAAAACUGAUUCCGCCAGCAGGUGGAUGGAAAGAUCGUAAAUAUUUCGCCACUUUGGGUUGCCGAUCGUUUGACUAUCCGUUCGGAACGUAUGCAAACGCUUCGAAACAAUUUGAACGAUCUGUUAAUGCUGUACAGCGAUUAUUUGGUAAUAUUCGAAAAAAGAAAAUUGGUGUUGAAUCGUCCGAUGGAAAUUUAUUACCACUUGAACAACAAUUUGUUGAUUUAGCUGCAAUUUCAACAGCAAAAGAUAAUUUAAUUCAACAACAAAGAGAGGAAAUUAAAAAUAUUUUAGAAAAAUUAGAGAAUAAAGAAAGUCAAUGUAGCGCCCAAGACGAAGAAUUGUCGGUUUUGAGGAAUUUAGGCAAGGAACAUACCUAUAUGUGCGAUAAAGUAAUUUAUUAUUAUUUAUUAUUAUUUUUUUAA
Dracunculus medinensis (Guinea worm) is the source of this 603-nucleotide messenger RNA. NCBI's taxonomy places the organism in Eukaryota, Metazoa, Nematoda, Chromadorea, Rhabditida, Dracunculidae. The record is from the annotation of a GenBank genome assembly.